GGUGUCCAUUGCGCCAUCGGGGCAAUGCGGAGUUUGUACUGAUGAAGAAUCAACGUGGGACUUGAACAGAAUUGAGAAAGACACUUACUGAGGACUCGUCAUUCGAAAAGAGCUGGGAAGAAUUGAAGAACAAUGUCAUUGUUUCGGAGCGUCUCAAAGUGGAGUUUAUAGAAUACCUGCAACAAACCUUCAUUGAAAAUGCAGAUUCAAGGGCCCCACUCAGACCUACUGAAUCAGAGCAUCUGGGAACCGAGGGACCCGCACGAACCAAUUUAGGCCAUGUCCCUCGGUCUCAGAUUCGCCACUGCCAUGGCCAGCCAGUCGCAGGGCAUUCAGCAGCUGCUGCAGGCCGAGAAGCAGGCCGCCGAGAAAGUGUCAGAGGCCCGCAAGCAAAAGAACCGGAGGCUGAAGCAGGCCAAAGAAGAAGCUCAGGCUGAAAUUGAACAAUACCGCCUGCAAAGAGAGAAGGAGUUCAAGGCCAAGGAAGCUGUGGCUCUGGGAUCCCAUGGCAGCUGCAGCACCGAAGUGGAGAAGGAGACCCAGGAGAAGAUGACCAUCCUCCAGGCCUACUUCCAGCAGAACAGGGAUGAAGUCCUGGAUAACCUGCUGGCCUUUGUCUGUGACAUCCAGCCAGAAAUCCAUGAAAACUACUGCAUAAAUGGAUAGGGGAGGAAGGAGCAGCUCUGCGUGCAGAUUUGCAUGUUAGAUGCCUUCAUGGAAUACGAAGCUUCAGCAAAGCUUGAGUAGUUACAUCCUUGUGAAAAGGCAUUAAAUUAUUUCUGUAUAUCAUGUAGUAGGUCCCUUCACUUCUUGGAGAAUAGCAAAUCUAGCUUCUUUGUACAAACGUAGAGCUUAUCCAAAGAUUUUCUCCUUUUACCUCAUGUUUCUUAGAAAUUUAAUGUGUGUAUGUUGUCUGUUUUCCUAUGCCUUUUAGCUCAAGCAACAUAUGUAUCAGUACUUUUUCUUUCUUAGAUGUAGUAAAAAAAAAAACCUGUUUAAAGAAAGAAAGGGAUUAAAUUUUUUUUUUUCCCCUAAAGCUUUCUUGAAGGUCAGGGGCUUUCUCUAUGAAAAAGUAGUAAAUAGUUACUGUAAAUUGUGUGAAGCAGCAGCCGGCCUUAAGUCGUCCUUUCGGCUAAGGGUGGAACAGCGCAUACUGGUAUAUAUUGUUCGGGCUGCUCUUAGUUUCUCUUAACCAAAAUUAUUAGAUGAUAGAAUUCAAGAACUUGUAUGCAUUUCUUACUUGGUGUACUGAUAAUCAUUUGAAAGUAAAGACUUUUUUUUUUUUUAAAGAUUUUAUUUAUCUGACAGACACACAGCGAGAGAGAGAACACAAGCUCAGAGAGUGAGAGAGGGAGAAGCAGGCUUCCUGCUGAGCAGGGAGGGGGCUCGAACCCAGGACCCUGGCAUCAUGACCCGAGCCGAAGGCAGACGCUUAACGACUGAACCACCCAGUCUCCCCGAAAGUAAAGACUUUGUCAUGCAUUUCCACAAAAAUAAAUAAAUAAAUAAAUAAAUAAAUAAAUAAAUAAAUUGUUGCGGGAAAGAGUAUCUCAUCACUGAUAUUGUUUAGAAUUGUUGGAACAUGUUGAUAAUAAA
Zalophus californianus (California sea lion) is the source of this 1596-nucleotide messenger RNA. Its product is annotated as V-type proton ATPase subunit G 1-like. The record is from RefSeq and is a predicted model, not a curated record. Gene Ontology annotation, molecular function: proton-transporting ATPase activity, rotational mechanism. Gene Ontology annotation, cellular component: vacuolar proton-transporting V-type ATPase complex. The transcript is spliced from 3 exons. NCBI's taxonomy places the organism in Eukaryota, Metazoa, Chordata, Mammalia, Carnivora, Otariidae. Gene Ontology annotation, biological process: proton transmembrane transport. The coding region runs from base 280 to 666 and encodes 128 amino acids.